AGCAAAAUUGCUCAAUAAAAGCAACUGGAUGUUCUAUAUUUUCAUUCAGACUACGCAAUGCACGCACGCAUGCGCACUAAUGCAUGCUCACUGAUGCGUGCGGUGUGCUCGGACUGUAAACAGCUUAAGCAGGCGUCAAAACUCUUCUCCCUGUAUAUUACUGUUGUUAUAUAUUCUUCCAUUAUUAUUGCUCGAAUCUAAUAUAAUAAAAUAUAACUCGUGAGGCAAAAUUGAAGUUAUAAAGAUGAUAAGUGUAUAUUGAAUUUAUUCCAACAGAAGCUGAGCCUGAGAGUGAACCUGUUGUUGGAUUAAAAUUAUUCAGAGAUGUGUGAUUGGUCUAUGGACAUGUGUCUAUUGCUGAUAGACCUUUAUGAGCGGCAUCCAGUAUUGUGGGACCCUAAGCAUUAUUACUAUUAUUCUAAGAAGAAGAAGUUGGAUGCAUGGGAGGCAAUAGCACAAAGUAUGAAUCUUGAUGUCAAACUUGUACGACAGAAGAUGGUCAGCUUACUUGGUUCUUUUCGGGCUCAGAAGAGCAAAGGCAAGAAGUCAAUAGGAACUGGAGCAAAUAAGAGGGAUGUUUACAUUUCCAAAUGGUUUGCAUUUGAAAGAAUGCAUUUUCUACUAGACAAAGAUGAACCUAGAAAUAACACUCAUGCUGAAGCAGGUAAUUCGGAUCUGACAAAUGAAUCUGGUCCUUCGUCACCUCUAUCAGAUGAGUAUUAUCACGAACCCACAACCAUCAUAGAAACACACGAUGAUUCCCAUGUGAUGUUACUAGACAACGAUCAAAGUAACUUGACACUGGAUGAGACAGAUGAUUGCAACAUGUUGGAUAAAGAAACUAGAGGUUCUAAGCGGUCAAGAAAGAUGAAAGACAGUCAUAGAGUUGAACAAUCAUUUGAUGUUCUGCAGGAUACACACAUGUAUCCGUACGCGGCCGGGCGAGCACAAUUUAUGCCGCUUCAGGAUCGUUUCUCCACGUAUGGGGAACACGUGGCGAAUAAACUACGCACAUAUAGCACGAGGACUCAGGCAAUCGUCGAGCAUGCGAUAAACAAUAUCCUUUUCGAGGCGGACAUGGGUAACUACGAGAAAUUUGAAGCGGACGAUCCAAUGAUCUACAAUCAUUUCCUCAAAUGUCCCGUGGUGUCGUCCAGCACGGCCUCGUGUCACAAGUCUGAGCCGUCGUAACACGACUGACUAUUCAUAAGUUUACACUGCCGUAAUACAAGAUCACUCAUAAAUGUGAACAGAAAGUGUAUACUAUUGGACAAGUCAUUGACAUGAAUCAAGUCUGAUAUCGAUUCGCUGUGUACGCACUUGUAUGUGCACGAUAUAUGAAAGAGAUAUUUGUAUAUAUAUAUUAUCACAUAAUUAUAUAUACUCUAGUACAUAUAUAGCUCAUAAGACAACUUUUAGUUUGAAAUAAAACUAAAAGCUGAUUUGA
Molecule: messenger RNA, 1447 nt
Organism: Harpegnathos saltator (Jerdon's jumping ant)
Lineage: Eukaryota; Metazoa; Arthropoda; Insecta; Hymenoptera; Formicidae
Exons: 4
Coding region: 325-1191 (288 amino acids)
Source: RefSeq, a predicted model, not a curated record